Molecule: messenger RNA, 2192 nt
Organism: Chlorocebus sabaeus (green monkey)
Lineage: Eukaryota; Metazoa; Chordata; Mammalia; Primates; Cercopithecidae
Gene: OTC
Product: ornithine transcarbamylase
Biological process (GO): L-citrulline biosynthetic process
Cellular component (GO): mitochondrion
Molecular function (GO): amino acid binding; ornithine carbamoyltransferase activity
Source: RefSeq, a predicted model, not a curated record
AGUGGUGGAGUUUGGCAUAAAGUUCAAAUGCUCCUGCACCCUGCCCUGCAGUAUAUCUAACCAGGGGACUUUGAUAAGGAAGCUGAAGGCUGAUAUUACCUUUGCUCCCUCACUGCAACUGAACACAUUUCUUAGUUUUUAGGUGGCCCCCGCUGGCUGACUUGCUGUGGAGUUUUCAAGAGCGUAGAAUCAUCCUUUCACUGUUAAAAGAAGAUGCUGUUUAAUCUGAGGAUCCUGUUGAACAAUGCAGCUUUUAGAAAUGGUCACAGCUUCGUGGUUCGAAAUUUUCGGUGUGGACAACCACUACAAAAUAAAGUGCAGCUGAAGGGCCGUGACCUUCUCACUCUAAAAAACUUUACUGGAGAAGAAAUUAAAUAUAUGCUAUGGCUAUCAGCAGAUCUGAAAUUUAGGAUAAAACAGAAAGGAGAGUAUUUGCCUUUAUUGCAAGGGAAGUCCUUAGGGAUGAUUUUUGAGAAAAGAAGUACCCGAACAAGAUUGUCUACAGAAACAGGCUUUGCACUUCUGGGAGGACACCCUUGUUUUCUUACCACACAAGAUAUUCAUUUGGGUGUGAAUGAAAGUCUCACGGACACGGCCCGUGUAUUGUCUAGCAUGACAGAUGCAGUAUUGGCUCGAGUGUAUAAACAAUCAGAUUUGGACACCCUGGCUAAAGAAGCAUCCAUCCCAAUUAUCAAUGGGCUGUCAGAUUUGUACCAUCCUAUCCAGAUCCUGGCUGAUUACCUCACGCUCCAGGAACACUAUAGCUCUCUGAAAGGUCUUACCCUCAGCUGGAUAGGGGAUGGGAACAAUAUCCUGCACUCCAUCAUGAUGAGCGCAGCGAAAUUCGGGAUGCACCUUCAGGCAGCUACUCCAAAGGGUUAUGAGCCGGAUCCUAGUGUAACCAAGUUGGCAGAGCAGUAUGCCAAAGAGAAUGGUACCAAGCUGUUGCUGACGAAUGAUCCAUUGGAAGCAGCGCAUGGAGGCAAUGUAUUAAUUACAGACACUUGGAUAAGCAUGGGACAAGAAGAGGAGAAGAAAAAGCGGCUCCAGGCUUUCCAAGGUUACCAGGUUACAAUGAAGACUGCUAAAGUUGCUGCCUCUGACUGGACAUUUUUACACUGCUUGCCCAGAAAGCCAGAAGAAGUGGAUGAUGAAGUCUUUUAUUCUCCACGAUCACUAGUGUUCCCAGAGGCAGAAAACAGAAAGUGGACAAUCAUGGCUGUCAUGGUGUCCCUGCUGACAGAUUACUCACCUCAGCUCCAGAAGCCUAAAUUUUGAUGUUGUGUUGCUUGUCAAGAAAGAAGCAAUGUUCUUCAGUAACAGAAUGAGUUGGUUUGUGGGGAAAGGAGAAGAGAAUCUAAAAAAUAAACAGAUCCCUAACACAUGGUAUGGGUGAACUGUAUGAUAUUGCUUUGCCAUUGUGAAACUUUCCUGAAGCCUUUAAGUGCGGAUGCACUGUAAUACAUGCUCAACUUUGCUUAAACUCUCUAAUUCACAAUUUCUGAGUUACAUUUAGGUAUCAUAUUAAUUAUCAUAUGCAUUUACUUCAACAUAAAAUACUGUGUUCAUAAUGUAUAAUGUCUAAGCCAUUAAAUGUAAUCUAUGCUUAUUACCUGAAUAAAUUAUCACCCACGCUAAUUUAUAAGUAAACAUUUACCAGGCAGUGAGCUACUGGUAAAUCUGUGGGCUGCGUUCCUGUCCCCCAGGACCAACUAGAAAGCCAAAUGAUUCAUCUUACAGAUGUGGUACAAUUUUCAGGCCAAUGAGGUAGACAGGCAUUCAUUUAUGGAGGCAAAUAACAAAAUUCUUAAAAUAUAGCUAUUACUGUUCCCAAACUCUGAAGUUUUUUCCAAUAACUUGUGAGAAUGUGGUAGUGGGGAGUUCUUCAAGAGCAUGCAUCUCUUCUCUGUAAUGAGUACUUACUGUUACAAGCCAUAAGAAGCUUUUGUUAGCAAGUGGUAAAACCAUGGAUACCUAGAGUAGCAUUUUCUUAGGUUCAAAUUCUCCAGCAAGAGCAAUUUAAUUUUUUUCAUGUCUGUGUUUAUCAUGCAUCUACUCACACCAUAUGCUGAAUAUUUCCAUAAAUCUACUACUUGCAACAUUUUGGCCAAUCUUUUUCCUCGAAUUUUUCUUUGGGAUAAUAAAAAUUUACAUUAUUGAAUUAUUAUAAUGUAAUUACAACUAGAUUUCUC